This is a messenger RNA of Siniperca chuatsi (mandarin fish), 1669 nucleotides long. RefSeq names its product tetraspanin 2a (gene tspan2a). The transcript is spliced from 9 exons. The coding region runs from base 149 to 817 and encodes 222 amino acids. The record is from RefSeq and is a predicted model, not a curated record. Gene Ontology annotation, cellular component: membrane. NCBI's taxonomy places the organism in Eukaryota, Metazoa, Chordata, Actinopteri, Centrarchiformes, Sinipercidae.
GCAUGUUUGGAUGUAGCGGUGCAGGUCAUCUUCAUCUUCGUCGUCACUGCAUGUGUUGAUGUCCAACUGGAAGGGAAGAUUUGCAAAAUAACAGCGUUCAGAAGACAUCGCGCUUUAGAUCGGAGACACCGACAGAUCAGGUGACAUCAUGAGCAAAGUGCAGGGUGGGAUGAAAUGCGUGAAAUACCUGCUUUUCAUUUUCAAUUUCAUCUUUUGGCUGUCAGGCCUGUUGGUGCUGGCUCUGGGACUUUGGCUCAGGUUUGACCCAGAAACAGUGGAGCUUCUGACAGGUGAUGGGGCCCCUGACACCUUCUUCAUAGCUGUGUACAUGCUUCUCGGUGCAGGCGGGCUGAUGAUGAUCGUUGGGUUCUUUGGUUGUUUCGGGGCUGUACGCGAGUCUCAGUGUCUUCUUGCAUCGUUCUUUGCUUGCCUUCUGAUAAUCUUUGGAGCAGAGAUUGCUGCUGGUGUGUUUGGAUUCCUAAACAAGGAACAGAUUGUUGAGGAAGUCCAAAAGUUUUACAGUAGCUCCAUCGCUGAUGUCUCCAAUUCAAAUGGCACCGCAGUAGCAUUAAUUUACCACAAAACCCUGAACUGUUGUGGAGGCUCCACAUCCGACACGUCUAACACACUUUGUCCAGAGGCUGCCAAGGACACCGAGGUCACCCAGGACUGUUUCACAGCAAUAACAGACUUCUUCAAUGAAAAGCUGCAUAUUAUUGGAUACAUUGGGAUUGGUGUUGCAGGAGUGAUGAUCAUAGGAAUGAUCUUCAGUAUGGUUCUGUGUUGUGCCAUCAGGAACAACAGGGAGGUUAUAUAGAUGUCCAUCCCAGUUGUCCUAGUCCACGGUGUCCACGGGCCAAAUUCAACACGGAUAAGCUGGAUCGUUAUCUUCACACCUCAACUCUACCAGCACUGAAAAUGUAUUUCUCUGCUCUUUUCCAUAACACAUGCUCUGCUUUUGGCACAACUCUGUGACAUUCCUCGGUUUCAACAUCUUUUUGUUUCAUUGCUGGCGCUCCACAGAGGCGACGGCGCUGCACUGCAGCUACAACACAGUACAUGAAGCCUUCUUUGACACAGGAAUGUUGUGUAUUGCUGUAAAUAUGAACACCUAUUUUGUGUACUUGCUGUUAACAUUAAUUUUCGUGCCCUAGUUUUUUUUAAUGUAAUUUAUAGGCCUUAUGCCAAUCAUACUUUGUGUGCUUAAAUGUUUUGAGGACUUGUCUACCUUUGCAGAGUAAAUUUCCAUUAUGUGCCUAUUUAGUCACACAGACAAGCCUCCAGCUACCGUACUAUUUAGCUAUUCCUUGUGAUUUGAGUAUGCACAUAGCGACUGUGCUUGUUCCCAGCCACCACUCUCAAGUAUUUCUACUUUUAAAGCACAAUAGAGGAAGUGUAGACAUGAUAUCAACCCAAAGGGUUAGGAAAGGUCUGAUGAUAAACUGCCACUCUGUGAACCUCCGAAUUUAGAUAAAAAAGGUCAUGAGUAACGCUCCGUCUCUAUAGCACUAUAGCAUGUGUGAACUGUAACAGUGAGCUAGUUUGCAUUUCGUGUGCAUUAUUUUGGAUGUAAAUUUUGUUGGUGUGCCAAUAAGAUGUGAAUUAUAGAAUAAUAUAGUUUUAUGUCAUACUGUUAACCAUAAUAAAUAAAACACACUGGGUGCUUUUA